AUGACUGAAGCGGGGGAAUUGAGUCAACUUUGGUUUCGAGAAUUUUAUCUGGAGAUGACGAUGGGAAAACGAAUUCAAUUCCCCAUUGAAAUGUCGAUGCCAUGGAUUCUCACCGAUUUUAUUUUGUCGUCAAAUGAACCAUCUUUGAUUGAAUCCGCGUUGUUUCAAUUGGAUUUGUAUAAUGAUGCGGCACAAUAUUCACUUUUCAAUUUUAACAAGCAGUUUUUGUAUGAUGAAGUUGAGGCGGAAGUUAACUUAUGUUUUGAUCAAUUUGUAUACAAGUUGUCGGAAAUGGUUUUUACACAUUAUAAACAAUUGGCAUCUUGGUAAGAUUUUUUGGGAACGGGGAUGUUUUGGAAAUUUUUGGUCCGAUUCCAAUCUGAAAACUUUUUUUUUGAAUUUUGAAAAAUUUUGAAUUUCUGUGUGAAAAAACGUGACAUAGAAAUGUUUGAAGUUCAUUUUGAGAAAAAAUUUGGAUUUUAGAAAAAAACAUUAUGGGAUGAUUCAAGUCGGAAAAAAAUUGAAAGAUAGAUAUUUUUCAUUUUUGUGUGGAAAAAAUAGGUUUUUUUCAUUUUCUGAAUCGAAAAUUUUUGUUAAAAAAUUAAAAAAAAAAUUUUUUUCAGAAUUUUUCUCAAAAAAUUAAAUUUAAAUCGAUUUCUAUUAAAAAUAAUUUUUUUUUGAAAUUCUGAUUUUUAUUUUGAAUUGAAAGUCCCCCAAAUUCACAAAAAUUUCCAAAUUUUGACCAGAAAUUCUCCUUUCUUUUUUUACAUUUUACACGGUGUUUCACUGUUUUUUUCGAAUUUUGCAAAUUUUUCAACUGAUUGUACUAUAUAGAAAAUGCUCUUUCAAAUGAGCACAACUUUUUUUUGCUCAGACUCCAUCUGAAAACUGAAUUUUUCGCAUUUUUUAAAUUGAAACUCCCCCAAAUGUACAAAAACCCCCCAUUUCCAGCAUGCUUCUUGACAAACGUUUCAAAUCUGAAAUUCUCCGAGCUGGCACAAUGAUUCGAUCGCCUUCAGCUGCUCGUUUCGAAAGUUUAUUACAACAAAGACAUUUGCAAUUAUUAGGCAGAUCAGUGGAUUUGAAUCGAGUUGUAUCGCAACGAAUUAAUAUGGCUCUCUUGAAAGCCCUCGAUUCAGCCAUCGGAAAAUUCGAAAGUGAACCACUAUCUUCAAUAAUUGAAUUGGAUCUUCUCAUCGAAGCGAAUCGACUCUGUCAUCAUUUGCUGAAAAAUGUUCUUCACUCGGUGGCCGAUUUCGAUGAUUUACUACAAGAAGCAAAUCAUGCGGUGAAUUCGCCGCACGGUCGAAUCACUCUUCACGUUUUCUGGGAACUCAACUAUGAUUUUGUGCCGAAUUUCGUUUAUAAUGGAUCGACGCAUCGAUUUGUGCGAGCGCGACAAGUUUUUCGAAAAACACCGGCACGCGAUAAACCGCCGAAUGUUGGACAGGUUUAUUAUUGGGGAUCGCGAUCACUUCAGGCCGCGUUUAUGAAUAUUUGCAAUGCUUAUACACAAUGUAUUGCGACACAGCAUUUACGAGCGUUGACGAAAUUAUUGCAUUAUCAGGGAAUUGCUGUGAUUGUAGAGGAGUUGCUGAAGUUGGCGAAUCGAACGCUGAAUGAGAAAAUUCGAAGACAUGUUAAAAAUGUGCUGAAUGUUAUGCCGAAAGUUUGUAAAUUGCCAAGAACUGAAUAUGGAAGCAAUGGUGAGUCUUAGAGAUUUAUUUUUGCAAGGAUCAGCGCCUUGAAAGCCUAUAUGUCAAGUAGCCGCGCCUAGAGAAUUCGAUUGUCUAGGAUCAGCGCCUAGAGAUCCAUUUUUGCAAGGGUCAGCGCCUUGAGAGCCUAUAUGUGAAGUAACAGCGACUUGAGAAUUCAAUUGUCAAGUAGCCGCGCCUAGAGAAUGCAAUUGUCUACGAUCAGCGCCUAGAGAUCGAUUCUUGCAAGUAACAGCGCCUAGAGAAUGCAAUUUUCAAGGAUCAGCGCCUUGAAAGCCUAUAUGUGAAGUAGCCGCGCCUAGAGAAUCUGCUCGUCUAGAACCCACGCCUAAAGAAUCACUCUGGAUAGAAGCCGCGCCUUGAAAGCCUAUAUGUCAAGUAGCAGUGCCUAUACAGUCAAAUUGUCAAGGAUCAGCGCCUAGAAAGCUUUUAUGUCAAGUAGCCGCGCCUAGAGAAUGCAAUUUUCAAGGAGCAGCGCCUAGAGAACCUGCUCGUCUAGAACCCACGCCUAGAGAUCCACUCUAGCUAGAAGCCGCGCCUUGAAAGCCUAUAUGUCAAGUAGCAGUGCUUAUACAGUCAAAUUGUCAAGGAGCAGCGCCUAGAGAACCUGAUCGUCUAGAACCCACGCCUAGAGAUCGAUUCUUGCAAGUAACAGCGCCUAGAGAAUUCAAUUGUCAAGUAGCCGCGCCUAGAGAACCUGCUUCUCUAGAACCCACACCUAGAGAGCCACUCUAGCUAGAAGCCGCGCAUUGAAAGCUACCGUGGCUAUUUCAAACGCCUCCAGAGCUUUAUGUGAAGUAGGCAAGUCUAGAAAGCCUAGAAAAUCUUUUUGAACUCUUUCCCUCUGCAAAAAUCCACCAAAAUUCCAGCGGUCCUCCAAUAUUAUUGCCAUCAUCUCGACGCCAUCGGCAAAUAUCCCGAACUCAAAACCGAAUUCUGUCAAGACCUUCGUGAACUCGGAAAUAUGAUUGUCUUUUGUCAACAACUCGAAGUCGCAUUAGCUCAAGAAGAAACUAGUGAUCUAUUCCUAGCAGCCGCCUACACUGGAAAUGUUCCACAGCCGCCGAGUCGAAAUGCGCAAGAGCAAAUUCAACAAUUGGCGAAAUUGGAGGAGAAAUAUUCGAGAAUUCAUUUGACGAAUAUUAUUGAUAAAAUUAGCAGUGAUGAAGCGGUAAGGGGGGUUUUUGGAGGUUACUAGAGUUAUCUUAACUUAAAAGCGUUCUAGACUGAAAUUUUGUGCUGAAAAUUAUGUAAAUUUCAUAAUUUUCAGCAUCAAGAGAGUAUUGGGGGACUAGUUUUUUGAAAAAUGCAAAUUCUAGUCCCUAGCCUAGAUUCCUGAAUUUUUCCAGCAAGUGACAAUUGGCAGAGAGGCUGAAUUAAUGACAAAAGAACGACUUUGUUGUGGACUCAACGCUUUUGAGCACUUUCUCAUUCGAAUUCGACAAAUGUUGGCUGCUGAUGAGGUUUUUCUUUCUUUUUUUUCUUCCCCAAAUAACUUUGGCUAAAUCCCAUUGUUUUUCUGCAGAUUUGGACUGGCGGAUAUCCGACGAAUGGUGUUUUUUGGGUUGAUGAAUGUGUCGAGUGGUAUCGUGUUUUUUCGGCUUUGCAGUUUUUCAUUUGCCAACCGGCUAGAGAUGAUAAUGAUGUUUUGGUUGAGUGA
Molecule: messenger RNA, 3375 nt
Organism: Caenorhabditis angaria
Lineage: Eukaryota; Metazoa; Nematoda; Chromadorea; Rhabditida; Rhabditidae
Source: the annotation of a GenBank genome assembly